AUGUACAUGACUGCGCCUGCACCACGCACCAUCGUCUACUGUCUGGCCAAAGUAACGAAACAAAUCCCUGCCUGCUGGGCUGCAGCACAGGCAAAACUGGCUGCUGGGGCAGAAGCCUCGAAGCUACUCAGAACACGACUGAAGCUGGCAGUGAACACUGCUGUCUCAGGACCAGCACCACAACACGGGAUGCAGCGCCCGCUGAUUCGCCGCCGUGUAGCAUCUGCCUCCAUGGGGCAGUCCCAUAGGCGAUCAGAAGGGCCAAGCUUGACUGACGACAGCGUACCGAAGCCAAUUGCGGCCAGCUUCGUUGGCGACGGAUGCCUGGACGCUGAUGGCGGUGCGCACGAGGCGAACAGCUGCUGGGCCGGCUCGAUCGGCCGCCACGGCAGUAUCAGGUAUGCGGUGCAAGCAAUGUGA
This is a messenger RNA of Trichoderma asperellum CBS 433.97, 420 nucleotides long. The record is from RefSeq and is a predicted model, not a curated record. NCBI's taxonomy places the organism in Eukaryota, Fungi, Ascomycota, Sordariomycetes, Hypocreales, Hypocreaceae.